AGAACCGCCCCAGCGCACAAGGCCACGCCGCACCACCGCACCGCGCGCACCCCCUCCGGCCCCCCUCCGCCCCGACCCGCGUGAAGACGGCAGCGCCAUGAGCUGAGCCUGCACCGCGACCUCUCACGUGCGCACCCACACCCGCUGCCCGCAUGCCCGCCCGCCCUGGCUCGCCCGGCCGAGGGCGCUCGACGAGCCCGCGGCCGUUGAUCGCGCCCGAGCACGAGGACGACGACACGAGCCUCAUUGACGGGCUGCCCGAUACGCGCCAGCUGCAGGCCUUUGGCCGCAAGGUCACGGCCACGGCCAGCAGCCUGAUGGGCACCGACGGCGUGGCCCAGCACUACCAGAACGCGCUGGGCGAGCUGCACCGCGAGAUUCGGCGCCCGAUGCUGCAGCGCUCCGUCUUCUCGUUUGCCAACACCACGCCGCGCGAGAUUGUGCGCUCGCGCAUCUCCGUCCCCGAGAUCCAGCAGCGCGCCCUGUCGUACAUCCCCGACGAGAUCCUGCACAACAUCCCCGAGGACACCAACGAGUUCUCGCUGUUCCAGGGCUUCCAGGCCUCGCUGCCGGACGAGCCCAUCGCCGGCGCCCGCCCCGCCAAGCGCAAUGCCCGCGGCCAGAAGCUGAUCGGGGAGGACCUGGACGACGGCGCCAACACGCCGCCGUCGAUGCAGAAGCUGCAGAACCAAAAGCACAGCAUGAGCCACCGCCUGGAGAUGAUGGGCGUGCGCAAGCACAUGUGCGUCGCCGAGAUCCUCGAGAUCGACAACAAGAUUGCGAAUCUCAACACGCUGCGCAAGAUGACGCUGGACCGUCUGGCGGGGCUGGAGAUUGAGGAGGCCGAGCUCGAGCAGGACCUGCUGGGCGUCGACAACCGCAUCGAGGAUCUGCAGGAGGAGCUGGACGACGCCGCCGCCCUGGCGCCCAAGUCGCCCGAGCGCCCGUCGACGGCAGAGGAGGACGCCGAGGCCGAAGACAGCUUCAUGUCCGAGUCCAUCUACAAGAAGAUUGCGAGUCCCAAGUCGAAGAAGCACGCCCGCCGCCCGAUUCGACGUAUUUCGAUGCCCAUCCUGCACGAGCAUAUCGAGGCAGGCUCGAAGAUCAAGGAACUCCCCGCGCACAAUGACAGCAUCACGGCUAUGGACUUUGAUGCCCCUUGGGGGACGCUCGUGACUGCAUCGUUGGAUGAUACAGUGCGAGUAUGGGACUUGAAUGCUGGACGCUGCAUCGGCAUGCUCGAGGGCCACCUCUCGUCCGUGCGCUGUCUGCAGGUCGAGGAGAACAUCGUCGCCACGGGCUCCAUGGACGCCACCAUCCGCCUGUGGGACCUCAGCAAGGCCGAGUACGCGCCCCUCGACAACCGGAUCAACAAGCAUGACGACGAGGAUGAGGACGGGCUGGCGUUUGAGAACUCUGCCGACGCUCCGCCUGCACCCCCGCCAACGAUCAUGCAAGACUGCCCCAUGUUUUCUCUCGAAUCUCACGUCGACGAAGUCACGGCCCUGCACUUCCGCGGCGACACCCUGGUGUCUGGCUCUGCGGACAAGACGCUGAGGCAAUGGGAUCUCGUCAAGGGCCGCUGCGUGCAGACACUCGACGUGCUGUGGGCUGCUGCCCAGGCAUCUGCAACAGACACCACCAGCAAUGGGCAGUGGCGCGGCACCGGCCGGACCAUGGACGCGUCUGCAGACUUUGUCGGCGCGAUCCAGGUCUUCGAUGCCGCGCUGGCAUGCGGAACCGCCGACGGCAUGGUCCGCCUGUGGGAUCUGCGCAGCGGGCAAGUGCACCGCAGCCUCGUCGGCCACACAGGCCCCGUCACAGCGCUGCAGUUCGACGACGUGCACCUCGUCACUGCCAGCGCGGACCGAAGCAUCCGCAUCUGGGACCUCCGCACCGGCUCCAUCCACGACGCCUACGCCUACGACCACCCGGUCACAAGCAUGAUGUUCGACAACCGCCGCAUCGUGUCCGCCGCCGGCGAGGACGUCGUCAAGGUCUACGACAAAACCGACGGCCGCCACUGGAACUGCGGGCCCGGCGCGCUGGAAGACGAGGGUCGCAAGAGCGUCAUCGAGCGCGUGCGCAUCAAGGACGGGUAUCUCGUCGAGGGCCGCAAGGACGGGACUGUCGGCGUGUGGUCGUGCUAGCGCGUGGGAAACACGUAGCGUAGUGUAGUGUAGUGUACAUAGAAGCCGGGCUGGUGUCCUGAGGCAUGAAGUGGCGUGGCGGAUGUUGUACGAAUAGAUUCAUGAUCCAUCCACUCCAACACACCCACGCAACCCUCCCGCUAAAAACAGCCCACAAUUCGAG
Molecule: messenger RNA, 2313 nt
Organism: Boeremia exigua
Lineage: Eukaryota; Fungi; Ascomycota; Dothideomycetes; Pleosporales; Didymellaceae
Product: mitochondrial division protein 1
Exons: 3
Coding region: 153-2150 (665 amino acids)
Molecular function (GO): protein binding
Source: RefSeq, a predicted model, not a curated record